AACACUGGUUAAACCUCAAAUGUCAAUUAAAAGUUGGGUUUGCUCUGCUGCACUUUGCAGCGUAUCAAUAUAAAAUAGGUAUAAAUAAAUAUAGUUUUAACAUUGUUUUCCUAAGUGGAAUAAAUUUAUUUACAUGGAUAAGUCAUAAUUGACGAUAACAUCCUUACGGAAGAUAUUGGAAGCUGCAAAUAUGGACGAGCACAGAAGCGUGGAGGACACCCCAGCGUCCCAAAGGCUGACAAAUGAGGACUUCAGGAAGCUGCUGAUGACGCCGAGGGCCACGCCGGCCGCGGGGGCGCACCCUGCCGGCUCAGUGCGCGAGGCCAUGGCUAAUGCGGGAUCUAUGCCACCGCCAGCUGAGAAUAAGGGCGAGUUACGUCGCAAGAAGAAGUCUUAUUAUGCCGCAUUGAAAAAACAAGAAGAUAAUAAGUUAGCCGAGUUGGCCGAGAAGUACAGAGACAGGGCUCGUGAGAGGCGAGACGGACUUAACGAACUGGGUCCUGCAGACCCUACUAGUAAUACAAGCAGUGCUUAUAGAGCAGUCGCACCAGAUGUCAAGUCUGGCAUGGAUGCGAAGGAGCGAAGACGACAAUUGAUUCAGGAAUCCAAGUACCUUGGUGGUGACAUGGAACACACUCACUUGGUGAAAGGUCUUGAUUAUGCUCUGCUACAAAAGGUUCGUUCAGAGAUACAGAGUCGUGAAUUAGAAGAGGAAGCGGAAAUGGAGAGGCUCGUCACAAUGCCAGUAGAAGUCGUUAAAGAGAAGAAAGAAGUGCCCGUGGAGGAGGAGAUGCAAUUCAAAACAUCGAUGGGCAAAAAUAUUUAUGACUUGAUAAUAGAACAAAAGAAUAAGAAAGUGGUUCGCAACGAGAUGUUCGGCGCAGGCCGGAUGGCGUAUGUAGUGGAGUUAGACGAGGAGGGCGCUGCGGACUCCGACAUUCCGACAACACUCACGCGCAGCAAGGCGGACGUGCCGUCACGAGUGGAGGAGAGCUCGGCCGCCGCCGCCGCGGAUAUAGUCCUCGACAAGUUGGCUCAGAUCUUCUCGUACUUGAGACAUGGACGGCAUCGCAAGUUGAAGAGGGCCAAGGACAAGCCGAACGAGAAGGGUCGCAACGAUGACUCGAUAUACGGCGACAUCGGCGAGUACGUCGGCGGCGAGCGACGCUCCGACAGGCGCGACGACCGUCCGCGCGCCCCCUACUUCGACAAGCCGCUCGACGCUGACAAGGAGGAGGGUCCGGGCCCGCUGGCGCGGCGCGCGGCGGCGGGGGGCGCGUCGGCGGAGGAGCGCGACAAGCGGUCGGCGGCGCUGCUGUCGCGGCUGGCGGCGGAGCCCGAGGGCUACGCCGAGUGCUACCCCGGCCUGCGCGAGAUGGACGACGCCAUCGACGACUCCGACGACGAGGUCGACUACACCAAGAUGGACGCGGGCAACAAGAAGGGACCUAUUGGUCGUUGGGACUUCGAUACUCAAGAAGAGUAUUCAGCGUACAUGAGCAGCAAGGAAGCGCUGCCUAAAGCCGCCUUCCAAUACGGUGUGAAGACGCAAGACGGACGGAAAACUCGGAAGACUAAAGACAAGAGCGAGAAGGCAGAAUUGGACAGAGAAUGGCAGCAGAUUCAAAAUAUAAUACAAAAGCGUAAAGCGCCUCAAGCCGGCCACGGAGACGAAACCGGAUUCAAAGUGCCCAAAUAUUAACGUACACGAGCCCUCAAGAAUGCAGAUCUAUAUAAUGAAUAUACAUUAUAUAGUGUUAUGUAGUUGUAUAUAUAUAUAAAUACCAAUAAAUAUAUAAAUGACU
This is a messenger RNA of Manduca sexta (tobacco hornworm), 1805 nucleotides long. RefSeq names its product protein Red (gene beag). Gene Ontology annotation, biological process: mRNA splicing, via spliceosome. The record is from RefSeq and is a predicted model, not a curated record. The transcript is spliced from 11 exons. Gene Ontology annotation, cellular component: nucleus. Lineage: Eukaryota; Metazoa; Arthropoda; Insecta; Lepidoptera; Sphingidae. The coding region runs from base 191 to 1702 and encodes 503 amino acids.